GUGGCGUUGUUAAUAAAAACAAAUGGCAGUCGCCGUGGCUUGCUUCGAUUAACCACUAAUUACUUAUAAUUAAUACUUUUGUGUUUAUCUUGAUAACUACAUGUGCUGCGAGUGAAAAACCAGUGCUUCUAACCUAAAAAAUGCGACGUUCGUAGUGUUCUAGCGAAAAUUGGGGCCUUUGAGUUGACAGGGGGAGCAAAAUGUUUAGAUUUUUGAGUGGCAGGAAAAACCAAAGCAGAAACAACCAGCACCAGUCGAAUUCUAACAAAAAUUACGCCAGCAAGAAUUUGAUACAGUGCAGGGUUAUUUUGCUCGAUGGUAGCGACUUAAGUGUGGAAUUAACGAAAAAAGCUAAGGCGCGAGAUUUGUACGAGCAAGUUUUUUACUCCUUGGAUUUGAUAGAAAAAGACUAUUUUGGUCUACAAUUCACAGAUGCUAACCAUGUUAAACAUUGGCUGGACCCCACAAAGUCUAUUAAGAAGCAAAUAAAAAUUGGCCCUCCCUACACUUUAAGACUAAAAGUCAAAUUUUACUCAUCCGAACCAAACAAUUUAAGGGAGGAAUUGACGCGAUAUCAAUUUUUUCUGCAACUGAAACAGGACAUAUUGGAGGGGAGGUUGGAAUGUCCGCACGAUAUAUCGGUAAAACUGGCAGCGCUGUCUCUGCAAUCGGAGUUGGGAGAUUACGAUGAAACUCAGCACACAGCGGCAACAGUGUCGGAAUUUCGGUUCGUUCCUAAUCAAACUGAGGAGAUGGAGAUCGAAAUUUUGGAGGAAUUUAAAAAAUAUAAAGGGCUAACCCCCGCCCACGCAGAGCAAAGCUAUUUAAACGAAGUCAAAUGGAUGGAAAUGUACGGGGUGGAUAUGCAUACCGUUUUGGGAAAAGACAGUAUGGAAUAUAGACUUGGCUUAACCCCUACGGGGAUUCUAGUUUUUGAAGAACCCAAUCAAAAAAUAGGGCUGUUUUUUUGGCCCAAAAUAGGUAAAUUGAACUUUAAGAAGAAAAAAUUGACCCUGGUAGUGGUGGAAGAUGACGAUCAAGGCCGAGAGCAGGAACAUACAUUCGUUUUUAGAUUACACAAUGAGAAAGCUUGCAAACACCUAUGGAAAUGCGCCGUGGAACACCACGGUUUUUUCCGACUCAGAGCCCCUGUAAAGGGGCCCUCAGCUCGACAGAACUUCUUCAGAAUGGGCUCGAGAUUUCGCUACUCGGGUAGAACGGAAUACCAGAGUACUUAUCAAAAUAGAGCCAGAAGAACGGUCCAACUAGAGCGAAAACCGAGUCAAAGGUACGGUAGACGGCAAAGUCACGUUCUGCGGGAGAGGCAGAAACAACAAGCGGCGCAAACGACUAGCGAUUCUAGCGAAGUCGCUUCAAGUAAAGUUUCCGACAUUCACCCGUCUUCCAGUAGGUGCAGCGAAAGAUCGACCAAGUCCAAUGCUACCAACACGACGGACAACGAUCCCCUCUACUGCAAAGUCAACGAUGACAUAACCAAGAGUCUCACACCUACAGGUCCGGAGUCAAUAGGGUUGAUCAGUCAAAAUAGCUUCGGUAAAAGUUCUAUAGGACAUAACUCCUUCGGGAAAGCUUCUGUGGGUUGCAGCUCUCAUUAUAGCCCUGUUUUGUCGAAUUCAAGCAAAAACGGUACGCUAAAAAGGAACAGGGCUGCAACUUCAAAAAGUCCAACCCCUAGUAACAACGACAGUCAAUUGGACUUCCUUUUGAAGAGUUUGGCAAAAGAAACGCUGACCGGCAUUAAUAGGGAUGAAGCUAGGAACGAAAUGAGCAAAUGCGAAGAUUCCGACGAUUUAAAAUCGGUAACCAACGAAAUCCCAAACAACAUCGGCAAAUAUUCCAGCGCUGCCAAACCUCUGCCGCCGGGGCAAGUCAAAUGCAACAUUCUCAAGGCAAAACUCGAAGAAGAGUUGAAUGGCAACGCCUCGACCAAGCUGACCAAUCAGAUGUUCGUAUCAGCGCCCUCUAACGACGAAUCGAAUUUGAACUCUCUAAACGCCGCUACCUUCGUUUCAGUGGGGGGUGAUAAAUUGACUUUAUCGGUAUCCGGUCCGACCAGUAACGUCCCGAUUAUCACUGGGUCGUCGCUAAAAUCGCCGAAACUAGAGAACGGAGAUGUAAGCAUACAAAAUCCCGUUACGGUAACAUUUUUCGGUCACAAUGACGGCAAAUUAGGCCAAGUUCUUUUGAACGACAAAAAUCAACCGUUGAGUUUGGAAAGUGAGGUUAACUCUCUAUCCCCGAAAAUCCCCAACGAAAAUCAGAACAACCCUUUCUCGAAUUUACUUCACUUACACGAAUCGAAUCCUUUCCACCCCAAGAACAACCCUUUUAGGGAGGAAAGCACUUUGGAAGCCAAAGAAGAAGAAGAAGAAGACGUGACAGAUGGCAACCCCUGCGAAGCAAACAAUGAAGAUAUUGAUUCGGAGCCCACAACACCCGUAAGCCCAAAUUUAAGCAAACUUUCGCCGUGGUUAGUUUCACAGGAAGUCGUCUCAAAACCGGUAUCAAAAGCGGAAGCGAAUAUUGUCCGGAAAUCCGUUAUAACAACCCAACUAUAGCAUUAUUAUACAUGACUUAGGUACACCGAGAUUUUAGCGUAUAUCUUCUUUAUUUUUAAUUUUACACGAAAACUUGUUAAUAAUGUUUUUUAAAGCGUUAAAUAAUCUACAAUUUUCGUUUUUACAACUUUUUCAUAUCUCGAAGGGUUUUCGAGAUAUAUCUCGUCAAAGAUGGAGGUGUCAUAUAAUGAAGUUUAACGUUAUAUUUUUAUUAUCUCUAAAGCGAUUUUAAUAAAUUAAACGUCAAAUUAAAGCAAAAUAAAUUGUUUUUGCGGCGAUACUUACAAAUUUAAUAUAUCUCAAAAAUUACUCGAGAUAUAUCGAUUUAAAGUUGAGAUAUCUUAAAUUCGUCACCUACAACUAUAACGCCCUGUAUCUUAAAAACCAUAAAUGUUAUAACAAAAAUAAAAACGUCAUUUUGUAGAGAAAACACAACACUUUAAUUUCAUUAAACAAACUUUUUUGUAAAAUCAAAAAUAACAAAGUUAUUCGAGAUAAUACUUAUUAGAUAUUAUUUAAUUAGGCAGCCGAUGUUGCUAAUCCUAUUUAGUAUUAGUAAAAACGCUUUUAUUUUAAGUUUUAUUGAUUUUUUUAC
This is a messenger RNA of Brassicogethes aeneus, 3174 nucleotides long. The record is from the annotation of a GenBank genome assembly. Lineage: Eukaryota; Metazoa; Arthropoda; Insecta; Coleoptera; Nitidulidae.